UCUCUCUCUCUCCUCGGCUCUAUUUUCUAGAGAGAGAAAGCUAGCCAUGGCCGACUGUAAGCGCAUGGCGGUGGUGGACUCCUCUGCCGUCGCCGACAACGACCACGACUCUCCGUCGAAGAGGAGGAGAAUCCUCACAGCUGCUGCUACUCCAGAGGACACAAUGCUUCAUCAACGACGACGUCAUAAUCAGCUCGGCAAGCUUGUUCGGUCCACGAGUUCCUGCUCCGACGAGCACUCCUCUUGCUGCUCCAGCAAUGAGCUCAACGACGUCGUUUUCGUCACCUCGCCGCUUCUGGAUCUGGAGGCGAAGAGUUGUGAAACCGUCAGCACCGCUCCGGCCAGUCAUAAAUUCAGCAGAGAAACGACGCCGUCGAGCGAGCUGUGCCUGGAGAAUUCGGACGAGGAGUCGCCGGCGGUGAGCAAAGCGCCUCCAAGUGACGAGAUCGAAGACUUCUUCGCCACGGCCGAGAAGUACGAGCAAAAGCGCUUCGCAGAAAAGUACAACUUUGACGUCGUGAAGGAGGCGCCGCUGGAGGGCAGGUACCUCUGGGUUCGUUUGAAGCCAUGACUCUUGCAAAUGUGGGAAGAGAGAGAGAUAAUAAACUGACACUAGAUAGGACAGAGAGUUUCGUGCAGCUGAAAAAAUCUGAUGGGUUUGUUUUUGGAAGGACUACUACUAGUACCACUACCGCAUAUAGUGGCUAGCUAGAGCUCUCUGUUCAUUUUGUACAGCUUUCUUCUUUCUAUUGGAAGCUUCUAAUUCUCCCCUCCUCAGCAAAUUUCCUCAUGUAUUUUGCUACAAUACAAUUUCCACAUUUGUAUUUUGGUGCCUCUGGGCCUUUCA
Argentina anserina (silverweed cinquefoil) is the source of this 847-nucleotide messenger RNA. Its product is annotated as cyclin-dependent kinase inhibitor 7. The transcript is spliced from 4 exons. Gene Ontology annotation, biological process: negative regulation of cyclin-dependent protein serine/threonine kinase activity. Gene Ontology annotation, molecular function: cyclin-dependent protein serine/threonine kinase inhibitor activity. The coding region runs from base 47 to 571 and encodes 174 amino acids. The record is from RefSeq and is a predicted model, not a curated record. Gene Ontology annotation, cellular component: nucleus. NCBI's taxonomy places the organism in Eukaryota, Viridiplantae, Streptophyta, Magnoliopsida, Rosales, Rosaceae.